AUGCUGAUCGCGACGUUUUGCCUUGCAGAGGCUCUCGUUGCAAAGCUCGAGGCCGAUCCCAAGGAGGCGCAGCAGUUCAUGGCUCAGCCGGCAGAGAACGAGCACGACGAGGGCCCCGCUCGGCCGUUCUGGGUGUUCGACGCGGAUGCACUUCGGACAAACGAGGCUUGGAACUGUGGCUUCGUGAUGGCUGCGGCGGGUAUCCUUUGCGCUGCUGGGGGCAUUGGUGGUGGAGGAAUAUAUGUGACAGUUCUGAUGGUCGCUGGAGGUUUGUCCGUUCGGGACGCUGUCCCGCUCUCCAAAGCCGUCGUUUUCAUUGGAUCCAUCUCCUCGCUCUUCCUGAACUUGAGGAAAGCUACCAGCAGCAGCGAUCCGCUGAUUGACUACAAUGUCUGCCGGCUGGUGGUACCUUCGGCUUUGAUUGGGACCUACCUGGGCGUCCUCUUGAACUCCCUGGUCCCCACCUGGGCGGUGCUGCUGGCACUGGUGGGCAUCUUGGUCGCCAUCUCCUACAUGAUCCUUCGGACGACCUGGCAACAGUACGCCGAAGAAGAACAUUUCGUCCAAACGGUGGAAGAGAAUCCUAAAGCUUCCCUGGCGCACGUAAAGACCGAAAGUGUGCCAGAAGUGAGCGUGAGCUGUGUGAGCCAGGUGCAGUCUGUCACGAGAACAGACGUCAUCCUCUCAGCUGCGAUGCUUUUCGUUGUGGUGACUGGAAGCGCUUUCCGGCACCAUGCGAUACAGUGCCAGAGGGCGUCGGAGACGGAUCAGGGCAAGGCCUGCCAUCAUCCGACUCUCUUCUGGCUGGAACCUGCUAUUCUGAUCUCUUGGAUGCAGACUCCUGUGAUCGCCACUUUCAUCAAGGUUUUCUUCUUCCUUGGCCCAAUGCUCUUUUGUGUCGCCGUGCUGGCUUGCGUGGCGCGAAGUCUGGCCGAUGAGCACUGGUCAUCUUCCUUGAUAGUGAAAUUCAGCGUGAUGAGUGCGACCACGGGCGGCCUAGCAGGUUUCGUCGGAAUCGGAGGAGGACUUAUCUUUUCGCCCUACUUCCUCCUGAUGGGACUCCAGCCUGCUGUGGCUGUGGCAACCUCUUCGACUUGUGUGAUCUUCACGGCAUCCUCGACAACCUUUCAGUAUCUUCUGACCGACCGCGUCAUCUUGUCUCUGAUGCUGCUUUACGGGACCAUCAACUUGGUGUCUUCAUUCCUGGGAACGUCCUUGGUCCACUACUUGCAGGAUCACCUCAGCACGCGCCGGUCUGCCAUCUCCGGCAUUGUGUCGUUGGGCGUGGUGAUCAGCACCGUCCUGGCCCUGAGGCAGCUCGCAAUCGAGGCGCUGUGA
Messenger RNA from Symbiodinium natans, 1338 nucleotides. Lineage: Eukaryota; Dinophyceae; Suessiales; Symbiodiniaceae. The record is from the annotation of a GenBank genome assembly.